GCAUUAUUUUUACCUGAAACAUGCGCUUGUGGUUUGCCCUGAAGCUGUCAUCUCUAGUAUUGCAACAAAAUUUUGCAAAUUAUGGCCGCUGCAAUUCCGAGGAAUGUUGCCUCCUUAAAGACAAAAUGUGGUACCGAGGUGCACAAACAACAGCAAGCCACCAUCAUGGAUAACUUGAACAACAUGAGGAAACAGGGGACUCUUUGUGAUGUGAAUCUGGUGGUCCAAGGGAAGUUCUUCGCUGCCCACCGAGCUGUACUUGCAGCUGCAAGCCAUUUCUUCAGCCUGAUGUUCACCACUAAGAUGAUGGAAUAUACAUCGCAAGAGGUGGAGCUGGGGGGUGCCGAACCUACCAUCAUUGAGCUACUGAUUGAAUUCAUCUACACUGCCAAAAUCUCAGUGAAUAGCAAUAAUGUCCAGUCAUUGCUGGAUGCAGCUAACCAAUACCAGAUUGAGCCAGUGAAGACAAUGUGUGUGGAGUUUCUUAAAGAACAGAUUGAUGCUACAAAUUGCCUUGGAAUAUCUGCCUUAGCUGACUAUAUGAACUGUGAAGAACUAAAGACAGUGGCAGAAGACUUUGUACUGUUAAACUUCACUGAAGUUUAUAAGCAGGAAGAGUUUCUACAACUUGAUGUGACACAACUUGUUCAUUUUCUCCACCAGGACAAGCUUGUUGUUCUAUCUGAGGCUCAGAUUUAUGAUGCUUCAGUGCGCUGGCUCAAGUAUGACAUCUGUAAUAGAGAGCAGUAUAUGGUUCAGGUGCUGGGAUGUGUUCGUUUUCCUUUGGUCUCCAAAACUUUCCUGUCCAAGACUGUACAGGCUGAACCUCUCUUCCAGGACAAUCCAGAGUGUCUGAAGAUGGUCAUCAGUGGCAUGACAUACCACCUGGACCCUGACCAACACCAGCAGACCUCUGGAGAAAAGAUUCAACCUCGACAUAACAAAUGCAACCACGUAAUCGCUGUGUUUGGAGGUCCCCAGUUACAGACUACAAACUGCUACUACUUUUACCCCAAGGAGGGUACUUGGACAGAAGUUGGGAGCUCCUCUGUUAAGAGUCAAGGGGGCACAGUGGUUUUCUGUAGUAAUGUAGUCUACUUUAUGGGUGGACGCAGGGCUUACCAAAUGGCUGCCUACAAUGUCCUGACACGACAAUGGCGGCAGUUUGCUGCACCAACAAAUCGAGAGUUUCUAGCUGCCUGUGCCUCCGAGGGAAAUAUUUACACAUCUGGUGGAGCAGUUGGAAAGUCUGCUCUGGCUGUUUUUGAAUGUUUUGACACAAGGACAGAGUUUUGGCAGGUGAAACCCAGCAUGUUAAUUGCACGACGUGGCCACAGCUCUGUGGAGGUAAGCGGCCUCAUUUACGUCUGUGGAGGAACUCACACAAACAAUGCAUCCAGCAGAAUCCUCAACGAGUGUGAAGUCUUUGAUCCAAACACAGAGCAAUGGAGUAAGAUAUGUAGAAUGAAAGAAGCAAGGAAGAACCAUGGAUUAGUGGUGGUAAACAAUAAGAUUUAUGCUGUUGGAGGGCAAGGGGCAACAGGGGGACUGGACUCAGUGGAGUACUAUGAUAUUGACAAUAACAAAUGGUAUAGUGCAUCACCAGUACCAUGGCGAGGGGUAAGUCUAAAAUGUGCAGCUGUGGGAGAGAAAAUCUAUGUGCUCGCCGGGAAAGGAUUUCAGUGGCUGUCACACUUAAAGCAUGUACUGGUGUACAACACUCGUACUGAUCGGUGGAUAACUUGCCACAAGACUGAUGCUUUUUCGCUUCCUACCUGUCUAAUAUGUGUGAUCAAUUUGCCCCACCACGAUGAAGACAAGUAACCAAUGUCAGACCAAAACUAUGUUUUACACCUUGAAAGAAGUGGAUGGAUCUGUAUACUUAAAGUAUCAUUUCAAAAUAUUUUUAUAAUUUAAAAUAUUUUUAUUUGUAAUGUACAGUGUGUUUUUGCAAUAAUAAACAUUUUUAAA
Periophthalmus magnuspinnatus is the source of this 1971-nucleotide messenger RNA. Its product is annotated as kelch-like protein 7. Bases 82 to 1824 code for a protein of 580 amino acids. The transcript has 12 exons. The record is from RefSeq and is a predicted model, not a curated record. Gene Ontology annotation, molecular function: protein binding. Lineage: Eukaryota; Metazoa; Chordata; Actinopteri; Gobiiformes; Gobiidae.